Messenger RNA from Emericellopsis atlantica, 2586 nucleotides. RefSeq names its product WD repeat protein. The coding region runs from base 179 to 2176 and encodes 665 amino acids. The transcript is spliced from 4 exons. The record is from RefSeq and is a predicted model, not a curated record. Lineage: Eukaryota; Fungi; Ascomycota; Sordariomycetes; Hypocreales; Bionectriaceae. Gene Ontology annotation, biological process: regulation of transcription by RNA polymerase II. Gene Ontology annotation, molecular function: protein binding; transcription corepressor activity. Gene Ontology annotation, cellular component: Set3 complex.
AGUCAAUUUUCUCAUCUGGAGGUUAGCACUCACACUCUCUCAACUCCCCCCGCUUGCCGUGACUUGUCACCCAUCUAGUCCUUGAUCGGUUCAUGAGGCAUUGCUCGUGCACGAUCGAGCCGUCGCACAGUCGCAAGAACCUUGCCCCAAUUCGCUCAGCUCACGAGGCUAACUCAUCAUGCUCAUAGGUACCUCCUCGAAGGCAGUAUGUCACGCUGGCACACGGCCCCCCGAGCACUUGCUAAUAUCUAUAGAUUACCGCGAGACUGCUGCCAAGUUUCAGAAGGAAUGGCAGGUCAAGCAGCCACACCACCAAUUCUCAUUUGCGCCUCAUGUCAAGGGCCACGCGCUCGUCUCCGUCAUCAACAGAGGCCUUCUCUACCAGUCACUCGAGCGCCAACGCGCGAGCAGCCAGCUGUCUGAUGAUCUAGCUCGCACGGCAGAGGCCGAAUCGCUGCAGGUCGGCAUUUUUGGGCCCUUGAGCGCGCAGCCACCCGCCAAGGAGGAGGAUGAUGGGGUUCCCGCGACGACGAUUGAGACAGUCACCACCACCCUGACGCCAUUCGCACCACCGACGGUCACCACCACAACAGACGCGGCAUCGGCAUCGACCGCCCGAGUGCAGGAUCACGCAUCAGCGAAUUCCGCCACGCCCGUCGCCGCUUCAGCAGAGGAAACUGAAUUUCCUCGAAAACGAUCUCACCCACACCUACAGAAUGGCUCACCGAUUAAAAGGCCACGACUCAGCCAUGGAUAUGAGAAUGGCACCACCGACGCAGCUCCGGGCACGGACCCGAUGGACAUUGAUCAGGACCAGCAUGACAACCACGCAUACCCUUCACCACUGGAAGGGGAAGAAGCGACGAGCCCGAUCCCCCAUACUGAGGGCCCGGAGCAGGGCACCCAGCAUGACAAAGUCGAGGAAAUCACGCCGCACACGACGUUUAUCCGCUUGACCGACGAUAGAUCGGCCUCUGGCCACUUUGCCUCACCGGGCGCCGACAUGGGCGCGCAAGCCGCAAAUGCCCCGACACUUUUACAUUGCCAGUGGAACCCCAAGGACCCUUCGGUAUUGGCCGCUGCUGGGAGCGGGGCGCUAGCCCGAAUCUGGUCCGUCUCACGUGCGCCGACCUCAGACUCCGAGCUUCACCACGAUCACGUGCCCUCAAAUGGCCUGUCGCUGCUGGAGCCGGAUGCACCGUUAAGCACUGUCGUUUCACAGCUAGCGUGGACAAGUGAUGGAAACUCGGUGGCUCUAGUCGCCGAAUCCGGCGGGCAGACGUCGAUUCUUGUCUGCGCAUCCAACGGUGGCAUGCUCCAGACGUUUGAUUCCGCUGCCGAGCAGGUGAUCAAGCUUCUAUGGAACAGGAGCAACACGGCGCUACUGGCGAUAUCACCAUCGCCGGACGAGAACGGUGCGAUCAUUACGGUGUACCAGAAUUUCCCGAAUGGAACAUCGCAGUCCCAGUCCGUGCUGUCCUACACACUGCCAGACCACGACAUCAACGCGGCACCGCUGGAUGCGAGCUGGAUCAGCGAUCUCGAGUUUAUCAUCUGCGGAGGCAACCUCCUCGCUACACUGUUCUGUGCCGAGGACAAGAUUGUGCAGGUGCGCAAAUUUGAAACGAAACCCGACGAUGCCUUGCGCAGUGUGCUCUACGACUGGCACUCUGAGCUGACGGCAACUGGCAGUGAAACGGGGAUCUUAGACCUUUGGGAUACCAAUGGACGGCGUCGGUCCAUACAAGCCCACCAGGGUGCCAUUACCUCGAUGGAAUGGCAGCCAUUGACGGGCCCCGCGAAUUCAGAUGACGAGCGACUGAUUGCCACUGGAGGCGAAGACUGCGCCAUCCUCAUAUGGAACGCCCGCAUGCCCGAGAGUAAACAGCGUUGCUUCCUAACCAUGACCUCGCCCAUCGUGCGGCUUGCAUUCACACCCGAUGGCGCUUUCAUUGCUGGCGCGUCGGCGAGCCAGGUCUUGAUCUGGAAGGUGUCCAGCCCGACAUUCCCACGAGCUUCGUGGCGGCGCAAAUCGCACCCCGGCUGGGAGAGCCCCAGAGCGGCCUCGGAUAGCGACGAGGAGUAUGCGGAGCACUGUCUCUGUUGGGAUGCGAAUGGGCAAAAGCUGGCCUACGGCUCGAACAGCAGACUGGCCAUUAUCAACUGGCGGCGAUGACGAAGAAGAAAGACGACAAAAAAGUUCCUUUGUAUUUGAAGCCCGACUUCCUCGGGGCUACUGACCAUUCUUGGGUACCAUAUUCGGCCUUGCCGCCUUGUGUUACGAAAUCUCUACGCAUAGUACGGGCAUGGGGGGGUCUCCUUGAGUAAGCGGCGUACUGGUUGGUGGGUUGGUAUGGGGCGAGUGUCCCUGUCCCAGCGAUUCUUUCUUUACUUUUGUGUGUGUUUGUUCAAAUACCAUACGGUGCAAUCGGCGAGGUGUCAAGGGAUCAAUCAUGCGAGGAGGAUCGGAAGGCGGGCUGCUGCUACUAUCUGGCAAGCGAGUGUUCUUUUUAUCUACAGACAAGGCUGGGGCUAUCAUCUUGUACAACAAUAGUUCCACAACAUCAAUAAAGAGUUGAACUCUAU